Molecule: messenger RNA, 991 nt
Organism: Mobula hypostoma (lesser devil ray)
Lineage: Eukaryota; Metazoa; Chordata; Chondrichthyes; Myliobatiformes; Myliobatidae
Gene: ccdc172
Product: coiled-coil domain containing 172
Exons: 8
Coding region: 92-880 (262 amino acids)
Cellular component (GO): cytoplasm
Source: RefSeq, a predicted model, not a curated record
UGGUUUUUUCCUUCUCCGUGUGAAGGUGCGGUGUGUUUCCCGCACUGCCGCUUCACUCCGCCAGAGCACUGACUGGCCUCCAUUUUCUACCAUGAGUUUCGACAAUUUAUUCGAAGAGAUCCUGAUGUCCGAACAGAAGGCUUUGGAAAAAAGACAAUACCUCCAGAGUGUCAAAUCAGAAAUUAUUAGAUGCAAUGAAAAGCUCAGGGAUGUGACAGAGCAUUUACAUAAAAACAAAACUAUUUUGGAUUCAAAGGUAAAGAAUGUUUCAGUUGAACUUUUCCAUUUGGAUCUGCUGAAGAAGCAGGAAGAUGGCUUCAAAAAGCAAAGAGAGGAGUUGGCGAAAGAAAAUAAUAUGUACUUAGAAGCGCUUCAUGAGAAGAAAAGAAAAAACGCAGAGGAAAGGGACAGAUUUGUUAGAGAAAUUUCAGAAUUCAAUGCUACAUAUGACCUCUUGAGCAAUAGAAUAAUUACAAUUGAAGUAAAUGCAAAGUCAAAAAUAUUUGACUUGGAAAUGGAAGCCAAGUAUCUGAAGAAUGAUAUGAAAAACCUUGAACAGAAAAACAUACAGUUGAAUGAUCUCCAACAACAGAAAAAUGAAUUAAAAGAAGAACUUCAACAACUCCAGAACAAAUUGCAAGGUCUUGAAGAUGAGGUUGCUGCAGUUACUUUUAAUUCAAAGCUUUUGGAAACAGAAAGAUUAAAAGUAUGUCAAAAACCUCAAACAGAUGAUGAGAUUUUACGGUUAAAGAAGGAAUUGGAAUCACACAAAAUCGAUGAUUUGGAGAGUGUUUACGAGACCCUUCGAAAAGAGAUACAGACCUUGCAAUUGAAACUAUCACAGGACAACCAUCCGCAGAAUAAGUCUCAUAUUUCAUAAUGGACUGCAUCUGAUUCUGCAAGCACUGUGAAAUGAACAAAAAACACACUGGAAGAUGCAUUGUGAAUAAUUUGAGACUCUAAAUAUGAACACAGUUUUCAAAAUUAAAUU